GCGCUACCAUGGGUAGCAAUUGCUGUAAGGCGGACUCCGGUCGAGUGGUCCGUGGCUCGUCAAUAUACACCAGGUACCUGGUACUAAUACUACAAGAGUUGUUCGGGGUUGUUUGGGUGCUCAGAAUAUCGAGCAGAGCGGGAGCGUCCCUAGAUUCCCGCUUCACCGUAUCCGAGGGCGCGGGCGGUGUGCGGCUGACCGUCACCGCGGCGCGAGAGCAGGAUGGCGGCAUUUACACGCUGCAGGCUAGCAACGCAGCAGGCAGGGACACAGCUCGCGUGCGGCUCGAGGUGACCGACGAGACGAGCGGGGACGACCCGCCCACGUUCUUGCGAAGGCUGCAGGACCUCACAGUCAAAGUUGGCACCAGGACAAGGUUCCUUGUCGAGAUCCUCAGCUCUACUGAUUGCAAAGUAACAUGGUACCGCAACGAACGGCGCCUACUCGAAGCGGAGCGGGUGUCUCUCGUGCGUGACGGAAACUUCUGGUGCUGUGACGUCGCUUGUGUCAGCGUGGACGAUGCUGGACGCUGGACGUGCGCGGCCGAGAACAGAGGCGGGCGGGCGAGCUGCGCGGCGCAUCUCAACGUGCUGGUGCCCAAGGCCUACAAGCGACCGGAGUUCGUGGAGGAACUACGGGCCAUCCUGACUGAACAGGGGACUGUGUCAUUAGAGUGUAAGGUGGUCGGCGUGCCCACACCGGUUCUGAGGUGGUUUAAGGAUAGCCGAGAAAUCAAAGCGGGUGAUGUGUUCGCGCUAACAGCAAGCGCAGAAGACCCCACUUCGCUCGGCACAUACACUUGUGAGGCCGUCAAUUGCAUGGGCAGAGCCUACUCUUCAUCUAAAGUGCACGUCACGAGAGGCCGCGAUGAAUCGAGACCGAGUUCUGCCGUCACUCCCGAGCCGCCUCCGAUCUUCACCAAAGAGCUCGAAGACCAGUUCGUCAAGAUCUGCGAUCACCUCACACUGAGCUGUCACAUUGUCGUACCGCCGUGGCCGAGGAGCGUCGUCUGGUAUAAUAAGGAGGGCAAAGUCGAGGCUGGAGAGAGGUACCAUGUAACAGAGGACGGUGUUGGCGGCUACCUGCUAGAAGUACAAUCGGCUGAGUGGCCUGAUGAGGGCGAGUGGAAGUGCGUGGCUACCUCGGCAGGGGGCAGGGUCGGCAUAUCCACCUGCCACGUCAUCAUGGAUGUCCCGAAGAACUACAGAAAGCCACGUUUCAUGGAGAAUCUCCAGGCGGUGCUCACUGAAGAGGGUCUGGUCUCCUUCGAGUGCAAGGUGGUCGGCUUCCCAACCCCAGUGUUGAGCUGGUUCAAGGAUGGCCAGGAGUUGAAGCCAGGAGAUGUUUACCAACUGACAGGCACCAACUCCCUAGGCUCGUACUGCUGUAUCGCCCGCAACUGCAUGGGUCAGGCCAGCAGCUCGGCCGAGCUGACAGUGGAAGACAUCCAGAACCAGCUAAACGAGGAGGAGAGGCUCCAGCUGUUCACGAAACACCAGGCGCCCAAGUUUGUCCAGGGCUUGCAGAGCUCUGAAGCGCGGAUUGAUGAGCCAUUCCAUUUUACUAUUAAAGUUGCCAUUCCACCCGAGCCGACGGUCCUGUGGUACCGAGACGACCAGCCCGUGGACGAGUCCCCCCGUUGCCACCUCGCCAAGGAGGACCGAGGCAUCUUCACCCUCGACAUCAAGAACUUGGAGUUCCUCGACCAGGCCGAGUGGAAGUGCGUCGCCAUGAACGAAUUCGGCCACAGCGUCACCUCCUGCUUCCUCAAACUGAUCAUCCCUAGACACUUUAAGAAACCAAGAUUCUUGGAGAACCUUCAAGCUAUUCUCUCUGAGGAAGGCGCUGUGAACUUAGAGUGCAAGGUUAUUGGUGUACCACAACCUGUCCUCAAGUGGUAUAAGGACGGUGAAGAGCUCAAGCCUGGGGAUAUACACAGAAUCAUAUCUGGACAGGAUGGUACUUGUUGUUUAGGCACAUACACUUGUGAAGCGCAGAAUUGUAUGGGAAUCGCCGCCAGCUCCGCCUCGCUUCUCGGCUUCGACGACUCAAUGAAGGCCAAGAAGAAAAUAGCAGACGAACAAGCAUUGCAAAGAAAUUUGUCGCUUAGUACGAUACACGAAGAACGAACGUCGCAGAUGUACGAUACCCCGGUGGGAGAUAUAACUCUUGACGAUAAAGGAGAGAUUUCAUUUUCGUUUGAUGGAAAAGAAGUCUCCGUAUCGUUGUAUGAGACCCCGGAUUUAACUGAAGAAGAAGCACUUCAAAUAGUCGAGAUGUAUGCUGAUCAGCUAUCCGAGAAUGUUACUGAACAUAAUGUAGUCGAGCUACCACCGCUUAGGUUUGUUAAAGAAACAUCAACUUCAGGUAAUCUGCUCAUGGAAGCUAUCAUAAUUGAUGUGUCUCCUGAAUAUUUUGCAUCGCCUGAAGAAGAUUUAAGAACGGAAGCCGAUGUAGAAGAUAUUUCAAUAGCAGAUGAAAAUGGCGCACCUCAACUAUCACUAGACACAGAUUUAGGCGAAGACUAUUUAGAAAAAACUAUGGCUCUAUUAUCGGAUGAAAAGUCUGAUGUGCCUAAAAAGGUAGCUAGAAAGAAGUCAGAUUCUCUAAGAAGUGGAGAAGAUUUCUUCAGUUUAUCUCGAGAACAAUCAAUCUCUGAAGAUAAAAGAGAUGACGAUACGCAAGUUAUGUCUGAAAGUGAUUUGGCUAGUUUUGCCAGCGCCCGAAGUUACGGUAAACAUAAAUCUAAAUCUUCUCGAAGAUCAAUUGAUGAUGGUAGAGAAUCGUCAGAAACGAAGACCAUUUUACAUAAAGUUGAUGUAGAAGAGGUUAGAGAAGUUAAAUCAGAAAUUAAAGAAAUCAAGACCGAAAUACAAGAAACUGAACAGAAAAUAGCUGAGACGGAAACCCCUGUAAUGAAGCCAAAGCGAGAACGACGAAGUAGUCGGGGGUCUCGACGUUCUAGCUCAGGUAGCGAGAAGUCUUAUAGCAAGGCUAGAGAAGAGCUGUUACAAGUAAGGGCAGAGGUAGAAUCCAAACCUAAAAUGACGCAUGAAGAAUUCAAGAGCAAAGUAACUGAAGUUAGUUCAACAAUAUCUAAAGUUAUUAAUGAUGUACAAAUCAUUGAACGAGAUAUAAUAUUGAAAUCAGAGUUAAUGUCAUCUGCUGCCACAGCUUCAAGAAGUUUAGAGAUCAUAAGCAGUCUGAUCACCCCUCUAUCUGAAAUACACAGUAUAUCAGAGGCUGCCAAGGAAUCUCUGCAAGCUAAAGAAGUUACUACUAUAUUCAACAAUCUUCCUUUAUCGAUGAAAGCAUUACAACAAUCCCUAACCAUUGUAGAAAAAUGUAUCGAUAUGGAAGGCGAAAACAAGACUUUAGUAAAGAAAACAUGUGUGGCAUUUGUAGAGACGUGUGGAAACGAAAUUCAGAAAGUUAUGUCGGAUAUUAACUCCGUCACCUUGACAGACUAUCUACAGGCAGACGAAAGCGUAAUAAGAGAAAUUCAAACUUUAACAAAAGAAAUGACUAACGUUAUAAAGUAUUCAUCAGAUACUAUUAAAACAAGAAAUCUUUUAAGUGAAGCAAAUGAAAUAAAGACAGAAGAAACAUCAACAGAUGCAAAGCACCUUAAGGACACUCAAAAAGCUGUGUUUGAGUUAAGAACCCCCGUUAACUCCUUGCUAUGCAUAGCUGAGAGUGCAGAAAGUGGGAAAAUUAUAGAUGUAACGAAAAUAAAAAAUAGUGAAGUAAUACUCAAUGACAUGUCUGCCUCGAUACAAGACUUACAAGUAGCUUUAGAGCAGAUAGAGUCACUAUCAGUUAAAGAAUCCACGACCUCAUUAAACAAGUACAAUACGGAAAUAAUUGAAACCGUUAUGGAUUCCGUUCUAAAACUGAGGAUGUCAUUUGAACAGUUAUCAACGGAAACAAGAAGUGAAGACGAUAAACUAGUUUUGCAACAGGCUUUAACAUCUAUAAAACAGAAUUUAAGUGAGAUUUCAACACACAUUGAUAGAAUAGAGAGUAAUGUUGGAAGAUUUGAUAUCCUACAAAGCGACAAUAAACUGGAAGUCUUACAAAAAAUGGCUCAAAUACUUAUAGCGUUAGAAAAUAAUUUACCUCGUCUUGAAUCUUUACCAAAUGUCAAGCUACAUUUGGACGUAUUCCAUAAAAACCUUACGAAAGUUUUGGAAAAUGUAAUUGAAAGUAAUGAAGCUAAGAAAUAUUUCUCUUUGACAGAAAUAUGUGAUGUUGUUAACAGAGUUAACGCAGCCAUCAAAACUAUAGAUUCGGACAGCAUAUUGUCUUUGGCAAGUCUUAAUAAUACGAUGAGGAUAGUCCAAGAUCACUUUAUUAAUAAUAUAUUUGAUUCCGAGUUGAAUUGUGCUAUACUGAGCAAUAUUAGUGAUGUAUUGGUAAAUAUACAAGAAUCUAUUAAUCAAGCUGAUGAAGUCAGCUUACACAUUGACUCGGAACACAUUAUUACACAAGAUAUUUCGUCGUACGAAACUGGUAAAGCAGUUGUUGCUUUAGAGCGUAUAGAACACACCAUAGCAGCUAUAAAUAAAGUUAAAUCUCUUGAAUGUGCACAAGAACUCAAAGACGCCAUUACACCAGUUUUAGAAAAUGUAUGUCCAGCUUUAGAAGAGCUUAAGCGAAGUGUAGCGUCCAUAGCCUCAGGACGGGUUGAACAGGAUGAAAAUGUUUCUGAAAUGUCUGAUGUGCAGUCAGUAGCGCAGACUUUAGCCACGCCUCUCUGUGAACUAAAUGAAAAUAUUAUGAUUAUAAAUCAAACAAUAGUAGAACAUAUUGAGAGCUUGAAGGAAAACAGUGAAGUAUUUGUAACAGUGGCAGAACCACUACACGAAUUGCACACAACACUUGAGACAUUACAGCAAGUUGUUAUAUCACAAUACGGAGAAGAUGUGACGCCAUAUGCAGUAAGUGUGAAUAUGGCAAAUGCUGUACAAAAUCUUCACAGCUGUAUUGUAAUGAUCCGCGAACAAGGUGGCAUAGAAAUUGCUGACGAAAUGUCGACUCUAGAAGACAUAUCGGGCAUAAAAACCACUGCUGAUACUUUACCUUCAGACCGGUUAGUAUUACCUGAAGCUGCAGAAAUAACAGCCGAGCAUGCAGUUAGUUCUUUACACCAAGACAUUGUACCAUCUGCUACAGCUCAAGCAUUACAGUCUUUAAAUGAUCACAUCACAGUUUUACAGAAUCCUGAUGUUAUUGAUGCUUUAGACACAUUAUCUGAAGUUAGCGAUUACUCAAGCUUAAAAUCUGUUGCGAUAGGCUUAGGAGAGCUUCAUUCUGGCAUACAAGAGAUCUUACAUCCCUUUAUUUUGGAGACUUCAGAUGAAAUGGCUCAUUUAAAUACGUCGAAGUUAAUGGCCAUUGCAGAACCUAUGCAAGACUUACAGCAAUGUUUGUCUGUACUAGAUGUUACUAAUAUACCAAUAUACGAACACAUUCUUGAAAUGGCAUCAGACAAAAUACAUUCCGUUUUUCAAAGUAUCGCAGAAUUCAAAGAAAAUCUCGAUAAAUGUAUUCAUGCUGUAUUCCCUGCGAUGGAGACUGCCGAUAAAACGAUUGAAAUAUCAAACAAGGUAGAAAGUUUACGCGCUGUGUGUGAACAUCUGAAGGAUAUAAUUGAAAAUACCAAGGCUAUAUCAACUGAAGCACCAGUUAAACAAGAAGUUAUUGCUCUUGAGGAGACAUUAAAUAACUUACUAGAUGCAACAGAUGUGUCUAAGGGAAUAAGGAUAGAACAAGUCAAAUCAGUUACUCAAGAACUGUAUGAAAAUGUAAUGAAUGUACAAGAGGAACUCAUUCAGUUUACACCUCAGGCGCCAGAAAAAUUAGCCCAGGAAGCAAACUUGAUACAGGUUAUGGAUAAAGUUGAACGAAACAUAGCAGUUUUAGAAGAAUAUGAUUUUGUUGAUUUAUCAAGAGCUUCCGACAUGUCGUGCGCUUCGCCCCAGAUAGCUCUUGAGAUAGAAACAGACGCACUGAUGCAAAUGGAUGAUAUAGUACAAUGUGCUGUCGGUAUUAUUCAAGAUUCAAGUAAUGAAACACCCGUAGCCGACUUGAUGAUGGUAGAAGACUUCUUCAAAAACUGUAAAAAUGAGUUUUCUCUGCUUCGGUGUUUGUUGACUAAAAAGCUGAGCCAUAAAAGGAUCAUACGGCUAUUACAGGAAUUUAAUGCUUUAAAGCAAACUAUCAACGAUUUCAAAGUAAAACAAAGCGAACUCCACCUAGCUGAAGAUAUUAGUAACUCUCUUAAUACAUUUUUUGGCUAUUGUAAUGAAUGCCUGAACAGCGUUCAAGACUCACUCAUUAAGAUAGUUGAUUCGCAAUUUGAUUUACUUUUCAAGGCGCCUAUUACUAAGCUUGAUGCUACAAAAGAGGUUCUGAGUGAAAUUCUUGUAAGCAGUAAAUUUACACCUUUAGAAGAUGUAGCCCAACGGUUUGUCAAUAUCAUAGAAAUUGCAAAGCCUUGUCUGCAGAGAGUCGAAACUGUUAUCCACGAAGAAAUUAAAUUUAAUGCAACAGUUGUUGAAGAUAAAGCUUUACUGGCGGCGAUGGACGAUGCAGAAACAUUUAUAGAAGAACAAAUACUAACCAAGUCUGAGAUCACAGUAGAAUCUAGAGAAAUAUUACAAAAAGUUUUAGACUGCAUGCAGAAACACCACGAUUAUAAAGAUGCCACAGGCACGGGUAAAACGCUCAUACUCCUUAAGUGUCUUGCUGAGUGUUCUGAUAUUUUGCAAGAAAAUAUGUCGGAAUCCAAACUAGAAAUAAAAGAACACAAAUUCGAAGAUACAGCUUUAAAACAUGUGCUAGCAGAAAUGUUGAUUCCUCUUCAAGCAUUGCAUCAUCAACUCCUGAAUAUACAAGAGCAAGUAUCAACUGGAAUGGAAGAUGAAGUGGUGUCAGUUGAUCUGACCUCAACAGAAUCAUUUGCACAAGCUAUGGGUGAAAUACAACAAGAUAUAAAACAGUUAGAACAGCACGUGUCAGAGGGCACUGUAGUCGAUAGCGCUGAAAAGACAAUGAUACUGGAACUGGAUAAAGAAGUUCAUACAAUACAAGACAGUAUAAAGUUAAUUGAAAAUGUUACAAGUGAAGACAAGGAAAAGGUUUCUAAGCCGAUGGCGGAAAUAGAAAAUACUUUGAAAACAUUGCUGGAGACGGAGAGUAAGGCAGCGGCAAAGGAUAAAACUUCUGAUUUGGUGCAAAGUGUUGACAAGUGUAUAGAACUCAUUGAAAUUGUUGAAGAAAUAUCAACCAUCAUGAAAAUUGAUAAUGUUACUGAAUCUGCAAAACUUGCUCAAGAAUUACGUGAAAGUGUAAUCAGUAGUCAAGUUGAACAACUGGAUGCCACAAAGGAGCUUGGUGAAGAAAGUAAAGAGAUAAGUAUGCAACAAGCUAGUAUAGCUAUGAAAUUAAAAGAUGCGCUCACAUCUAUUCAAGUGCAAGUUAUAGAGAGUACAAAGGAGUUAGAGCCUGAGCUUAAAAAUCAGGUUGUACUUCGAAUCGAGCAAGCUGCUGAACAGUUACAAGAUUUAGUAACAAUGGCAGAAGUUAAGGCCGAGCAACCAAAACCUAUCGAGGUUUCUGCCGAAUCAAAUAAAACUGAUACGGAAACAGGUAAACUUCCAGUUGAACAAAGUCAAACAAAAGUUAUCGAAGAUAUAACUGAGACGACUGUGAUUUCUGAAAUAAAACAAUUAGAUGAACCUAAAGGAGUUGACGAAAUGAUUAUGGAACAAUUGGACAGUGAAAAAGCUCAUCAAGUUGAAGAAGAUACAUCAAAGGAAGUAUUGGAAAAGACCCAAGUGGCAGAUGAAAUAGAGGUAUCUCAAAAAUUGGACGCUGCAGAAGAAAUUAAACCAGCGCCAGUGAUUGAGGCUGAGAAAGCUAAAUUAGUUGAGGAAGAAGAUAAAGCAGCUGCCAUAAAAGAAAAGAAAACGGUGGUAUCUGCAGUUGAACUUGUGCAACGCAUCGAUGAAUAUCUCACUCAAGAUUUGGAAAAAACUGAUCUGGCCGUGGACAUUAAUGAAAAAACUAAAAUCGUUAACGUAGCUAACGAAUUGCGAGAAAUUUUAAGUAUUGCUGAAACCAGUGAACAAGUGGAACUAAUGAAAGAGCUCCAUGAUUUAGUUAUUAAACAAACUGAACAUGUAUUGGCGUCAAUAACUGACGUCAAUGAGCAAUCAUCUAAUGCUACAAUACGCUUAUGUGAAACUUUAACUAGUGUAAUAAAUGUUUGUCAAAAAGAUAUUGAAAAACAAGAAGAAAUAACAGAGCUAACUAAGGAAGUAAGUAAAGACAUUGGCAAGGAAUUAAAAGGAACUAUUCAAGAAGAAAUAUCUAAAGAAAUGACCCAAGAAGAAGACGUAUGUACGGAAUCAGUUAUUGAGAAAAUUGACUAUAGCUCUACUGAAGAAAGCCAACAAAUAGUCGACGUAACUGUAGUUGAUCAGGAACAUAAAAUCAAAGAAGUUGAUGAAGAGGUAAAACCAGAACAAGGUCAAAUUACUGAAUCUCAUGCAGCUGAAGUAAAAUUGAUGGAGCCCCCGAUUGAAACACAUGAGCUUGUAUCACUAGAAUUUGCAUCAGAACAAUUGACUGCAACUGUUGAUUCGGAACAAAACAAAUUAGAAAGCGCUAGCGCUAGUGAAAAAGUUAUCACUGUUGUAGAUGACAAAGAAGUCAUCCAGCCAGAGGAAUAUGCUGAAACAAGUACUUCCUUCGUUGAAUUAAAAAAAAUUGAUCCUGUUAUAAUUGAGGAAAAAGAUAAGGUUAUAGCAGAAUCACUGAAACUAGAAACAUCAAUGGACAACCAAAACGAAGAAAACGAAAUAAGUUCAGUUCAAGUCCAGCAAAUCGAAGACAACUCCCAAGAACUCGGUGAUAUUUCCACAGUUGAGCCUAUUCCAGAAGUGCAAGAAGCCAUUUCAGCUCCUGUAGAAGUGGAAGACGAUAAAGUAAUAGCUUCUAAAGCUGCAGAAAUUUCAGAAGUUGCUCCUGAUGAAGUACAUGAUGAAGUUAUGGAAACUAGAGAAGUUAAAAUGCCGCAAACUAUUGAGCCUAUAGAAGUAACUGAAGUGGGCCUCGAAAAACCUGUUGUAAUAGAAGCCCGUGAACUAGAUACAAGCAUUUUGCCAGAACUCCAAGUUGUAGAAGCAUCGGAAGAAACCAUACGAGAUCUGGAUGUAUCUACUGUUGAAGAUACUCAAGCGCUUGCAACGUCUAUAGAGACACUAGUAACACACUUAGAUGAAUUCAUAACGGAAAGUUGUAAGACUGUCGAUGUCUUCGUUAUGAAUAAAGAAUUGGAAGAAUCUUUAUCACUCGCGAAAUCAUUGGAACAUGUUCUCAAAGAUAAGAAUGAAAAGGAAGUUAUUAACGAAAUAGGCGAACAAGAGAUCAAGUUAUUAAUUGAACUAGAAGAGGCCUUGAACCGAAUAGAAAUUGCUGCGCUUGAAAAUGUUGGAGAAGUAGUAAAGACAGGGGAAUUAAUUAAAAAAGUAGCAGAUGUUACUGACGUUUUAAGAUCUGAUUUGGAUGGUAUUAUUAAAAUUUCACAAGUAGCCAUACAGGAUACUGAGAUUAAUGGAAAUGAUCAAGCUAUGCCUCGUACUGGAGAAGAAAGUCAAAUAUAUAAAGAAUGUGUGGUUGAGAGUGCAUCUGCAGAAGAAACCGUGACAAUAACAGAUCAUUCAGUUCAAAAUGUACUAGAACUGACAGUUGACACUGAUGAACCUGUAGUAGAUGCUUGUGAAAGCAAAAUCAAACCUGAAGAAUUACCUGAAAAGCUAAAAGAUUCUGAAACUGUAAUCAUUCCAGAAAAAUCGGUAGAUAGUCAUACAGCUGAACAAAAAGACAUGGCAAACGAUUUCGAAACGAAAGAAAUAGUUAUUCCUAGUCUCGUUUACAGUUGUACACGAUUAUUUUCAGGAACAUUAAUGGAACAUAUUAACGAGUAUGUAUCUGAAAAUGUGUCAGAUAUUUUACAUAAAUUAUCAAAUAUUGUACAAAGCGAGGCGAUGACACAGUCCAUAACAAUAGCUAAAGAAGUGCAGGAAAAUUUCCAUAAUACUGAAAAUAUUCAAGAUUUUGAUAAGAAAACUGUAGAAAAAAUAGAACUUCUUGAAAAACUCCAAAAUGCAUUAGUAGUUUUACAAGUUUACACUAAUGAUGCCACAGAAGAUCUCAAAUCGAAUCUUGGAGAGGGUUUAUCUGAUUUGGCUCAAUUAGCAACACACCUUAGCGCUGAUUUAGAAUCAGUAGUAUCUCAAGCCAAAUUCGUGUUAUCUGAAACAAAUACAGGCAAUUCUACCGAAACACUUGUAGUUGACCAAUUUCCAGAAGAAACUACAUCAAAAGAUUCUACUGAAAAACAAACUUCUAAAGAUAUUCAUCAGUCUGAUAAGUUAGAUAAAACAGACUUAUCGGAACAACUUAAUACUCAAGAUCAGCCCAAAUCUGAUCAACCCGUACUCGAAGUCACCAACAUUAUCGAAAAUGCGCCUACUGCAAGUGAAGCUGAAAGCAUAGAUCAAGUAGCAUCACUAGAAUUAUUAACAACAUCAGUAGGUGAAGCAACAGAAAGACUGGCGGCCAUAUUGACACAAUCAAUCAUGGACGAGGAAUUACAAAAAUUCCAAGAUCAAAACGAAAGCCAGCCAAUUGACAGUAUAGAAUGCGUAAAUGACACAAGUCUUAGUGCGAUUACCUAUCAAGUCCAGGAAGAAAAUGUAAUCCCGACAAUAGAGACGAAUGAUAUGAAAGAUGAAACAGCUGAAACUAAAGUGAAAAUGCCAAUUGAAACACUUUUGCAACACCUCAAUGAAUACACAACUGAAAUCACACACACACUACAAUCUAUACCAGUUGAUACUGAAAUCGUCGAUGAAUCGUUACAUUCGGCAUACGAUUUAAUCAUGAUUAUUUCGGAUAUCGAUGCUGUUGAAGAAGAUCAUGGUAAAUGUCAUGAACUGACUGACAUGGAAUCUAGUCAAGACAUACAAGUCCCUUCUAAGACAGAACAUGUUGAUGGAGAUAGUGAAAAUAAAGUAACUGUUACAAAGGUCGAUGUACAAAAAGACCAAACAGACGUUAUAGAACAGACUAAAAGUAUUGUUGCCAAAAACACUGCAGAUAUACCAAAACUUGCUACGAAACUUCAAACGGCUUUGAGUGUCAUCGAAAAAUAUGUUCUAGAAAAUGUCGCAGAAAAGCCUGAUUUAGAAAAGUUAACUGCUAUCGUAACAAACUUAAAGUUGGAUUUAGAAAAUCUUGAACUUACAUCUAUUACAAAAGAACAAAUGGAUGAAAACGCUAAAACUUCGAAUACAGUAGAGGAUAUUGAUAAAGCGUCAGAAUUGUUGUCAGAAGUGAAUAUUAAAUUAGAAAAAAGUCAAAUAAGUCAAGUUAAGGAAACAGAUACUGAUACUGAUCUUUCCAUUGUUUUGGAUAAAAAAGAUAAAUCCAUAACUGAAAUGAACGUGCAAGAAUGCAUUAGUGUUACAGAUAAGGAAAACACUGAAAUUAAAACAGUAGAUAAUAAACAAUAUUGUGAAAAAGAGGUUACAAAGGUUGAUUUUGAUUCUGCCGCAGACUUAUUCGAAGAUGCAAUUGUCAUAGAAACUCCUACCCUAUUAGAAUCAAAUGCUGAUGAAAAAGAUGUUACUGUUGAAACACCUGUAGCAUUGGACACUACUUCAGAUUUAUUUGAAGAUGCUAUUUCUAUAGAAUCACCAACAGUAUUGGAAAAUUCGGUCAAAAAAGAUGAGGUCAUUAUUGAAACUCCAACAAUUUUGGAAUCAGUUACAGAGGUAGAAUUUAUGACUUUUAAAGAUAUGUUACCAAAUGUAUCAGAAACUCCACACCAAACGGAGCAAGUUGUAGGUGAGACAGCGGCAGUUUUAGAACCUGUCAUUAAAAAAGAAGAUCUAGGUAUAUCCAAAGUAGUUUUAGAGCCUUCCAUUGAAACAGAUGCUUGCAUGUUAAGUCCAACAAUCUUGGAAACUUCAACCGAUAUUUCAGAAGAAAUUACGCCUUUCACACUCACAGCUACAAAAACUGCGAUUGAUAAAGUUGAGAUUAAAUCUUCUGCAGUAUUAGAAGAGCCUGCUGUCUCAGUUGUUACAGAACAACAUGCAGCGGAAUCUGUAAACAUCUUAGAAACUACUGCUAUUGUAAAAGAAGAGGAAAAACCAGCAGAUAUGACUACAUUAGAUAUUGUUCACGUAGCAAUUACAGAAACGCCUGAUAUUUUAGAAACUACCAAGGAUAUUCCCGAGAAAGACCAUUUGGUAGAGUCGGCUGUUAUAGAGAAUUCGCUUAGUAAAGAAGAAGUUUUAGUAGAAUUACCUGACAUUGUACAAACUGCUGCUAAUUUGGAGCUACAAGCAGAAAUAAGUACAUGUGAAAUUUCCGAAAUGACCACAGAAUUGACAGAAAGUUUGUCUGCCACAGAACCUACAAUUACAACAGAACAAGAUCAAACAGUUAAACAUUCCGAAGCGUUAGUAAUAGAAACGCCUGAUAUUUUAGAAACAACGGCUGAUGUACCUAAAUAUGAACGUUCACAAGAAACACUCGUAACUAUGGAAAACACUAUAGAAACAGAACCAAUUUUAGUGGAUUCAGUUAAUAUCUUACAAUCCAGGCAAGAAUUAGACAAAAUAGAAGCUGAAAAAAUGCAAGCUGUUAUGGAGUCACCAAAUGAUUUGUCAGAAAAAACAUUAACAAAUGAAAUUCACAACUUAACGGAGCCACUUCUAGAAACACAACUUAGUACAGAGGAAUCGAACGAUAUUGCAGAUAAUUUAACUGAUAUGGAGCGAACAGCAGAACAGAUUGUUUCAACCUUAGAGGUUGCAGAAAAAUUAAAUGAUUCACUAGAAAUGGUGAUUGCAGUAGAAACAGUAGCUGUAACAGACAUUAAUUCAGAGCAAGUUACAGUAGAACCUACUACGGUAUCUACUAUGGAUAUAGAUAAAGCGAUCAUAAUAGAAACAGCUGUUUUAGAAACAACAAAUGAAUUGGUGGAUAACGCGUCGAUGAUUGAGACGCCAAAUACCGCACAAAGCAGUAUAAUUACAGAACAGACUAUAGUAGAUACACCUACUGUAUUGGAAUCUGUCAGUGAUUUGGAACAAUUGGAUGUGACUGAAAUUACUGAUGCUGUUGAAGUAAGCUCCGAUUUGAAUCAGGCUACUAUUACAGGAACUCCAACUAUGGUUCAUCCAGAUGUAGUAGAACCUACUAUGGAAUCUACUAUGGAUACAGAUAAAGUAAUCGUAAUCGAAACAGCUGUUUUAGAAACGAUGAAUGAAUCGGUGGAUAACGCGGCGAUGAUUGAGACGCAAAAUACCACAGAAAGCAGUAUAAUUACAGAAGAGACUAUUGUAGAUACACCUACUGUAUUAGAAUCUGUAAGUGAUUUGGAAAAACUAGAUGUUACUGAAACUACUGAUGCUGUUGAAGUAAGCUCCGAUUUGAAUCGGGCUACUAUUACAGAAACCCCGACAAUGGUUCAUCCAGAUGUAGUAGAACGUACAAUGGAUAUCGAUAAAGCGAUCGUAAUGGAAACAGCUAUUUUAGAAACAAAUAAUGAAUUGGUGGGUAACGCGGCCAUGAUUGAGACGCAAAAUACCACAGAAAAGAGUAUAAUUACAGAACAGACUAUAGUAGAUACACAUACUGUAUUAGAAUCUGUAAGUGAUUUGGAAAAAUUGGAUGUGACUGAAACUACUGAUGCUGUUGAAGUAAGCUCCGAUUUGAAUCAGGCUACUAUUACAGGAACUUCAACUGUGGUUUAUCCAGAUGUAGUAGAACCUACUAUGGAAUCUACUAUGGAUACAGAUAAAGUAAUCGUAAUCGAAACAGCUGUUUUAGAAACAACGAAUGAAUUGGUGGAUAAUGCGGCGAUGAUUGAGACGCAAAAUACCACAGAAAACAGUAUAAUUACAGAAGAGACUAUUGUAGAUACACCUACUCUAUUAGAAUCCGUAACUGAUUUGGAAAAACUAGAUGUUACUGAAACUACUGAUGCUGUUGAAGCAAGCACUGAUUUGAAUCAGGCUACUAUUACAGAAACUCUGACAAUGGUUCAUCCAGAUGUAGUAGAACGUACUAUGGAUAUCAAUAAAGCGAUCGUAAUGGAAACAUCUGUUUUAGAAACAACGAAUGAAUUGGUGGAUAACGCGGCCAUGAUUGAGACGCAAAACACCACAGAAAACAGUAUAAUUACAGAACAAACUAUAGUAGAUACACCUACUGUAUUAGAAUCUGUAAGUGAUUUGGAAAAAUUGGAUCUGACUGAAACUACUGAUGCUGUUGAAAUAAGCUCCGAUUUGAAUCAGGCUACUAUUACAGGAAUCCCGACUAUGGUUCAUUCAGGUGAAGCAGAAACUACUAUGAAUACAGAUACAGCGAUCAUUAUGGAAACAGCUGUUUUAGAAACAACGAAUGAAUUGGUGGAUAACGUGUCGUUGAUGGAGCCCCAAAAUAUCACAGAAUGCAGUAUAAUUCCAGAACAGACUAUAGUAGAUACACCUACUGUAUUAGAAUCUGUAGGUGAUUUAGAAAAAUUGGAUGUGACUGAAACUACUGAUGUUGUUGAAGCAAGCACUGAUUUGAGUCAGGCUACUAUUACAGAAACUCAGACUAUGGUUCAUCCAGAUGUAGUAGUACCUACUAUGGAUACAGGUAAAGCGAUCGUAAUAGAAACAGCUAUUUUAGAAACAACGAAUGAAUUGGUGGAUAACGCAGCGAUGAUUGAGACGCAAAAUAUCACAGAAAGUGUAAUUUUAGAACAGACUAUAGUAGAUACACCUACUGUAUUAGAAUCUGUAAGUGAUUUAGAAAAAUUGGAUAUGACUGAAACUACUGAUGCUGUUGAAGCAAGCACUGAUUUGAGUCAGGCUACUAUUACAGAAACUCAGACUAUGGUUCAUCCAGAUGUAGUAGAACCUACUAUGGAUACAGGUAAAGCGAUCGUAAUGGAAACAGCUGUUUUAGAAACAACGAAUGAAUUGGUGGAUAACGCAGCGAUGAUUGAGACGCAAAAUAUCACAGAAAGUGUAAUUUCAGAACAGACUAUAGUAGAUACACCUACUGUAUUAGAAUCUGUAAGUGAUUUAGAAAAAUUGGAUGUGACUGAAACUACUGAUGCUGUUGAAGCAAGCACUGAUUUGAGUCAGGCUACUAUUACAGAAACUCAGACUAUGGUUCAUCCAGAUGUAGUAGAUCCUACUAUGGAUACAGGUAAAGCGAUCGUAAUGGAAACAGCUGUUUUAGAAACAACGAAUGAAUUGGUGGAUAACGCAGCGAUGAUUGAGACGCAAAAUAUCACAGAAAGUGUAAUUUCAGAACAGACUAUAGUAGAUACACCUUCUGUAUUAGAAUCUGUAAGUAAUUUGGAAAAAUUGGAUGUGACUGAAACUACUGAUGCCGUUGAAGCAAGCACUGAUUUGAAUCAGGCUACUAUUACAGAAACUUCGACUAUGGUUCAUCCAGAUGUAGUAGAAUCUACUAUGGAAUCUACUAUGGAUGCAGAUAAAGUAAUCGUAAUGGAAACAGCUAUUUUAGAAACGACGAAUGAAUUGGUGGAUAACGCGGCGAUGAUUGAGACGCAAAAUACCACACAAAGCAGUAUAAUUACAGAACAGACUGUAGUAUAUUCAGCUACUGUAUUAGAAUAUGUAAGUGAUUUGGAAAAACUAGAUGUUACUGAAACUACUGAUGCUAUUGAAGCAAGCACUGAUUUAAAUCAGGCUACUAUUACAGAAACCCUGACAAUGGUUCAUCCAGAUGUAGUAGAACCUACCAAGGAUACCGCUAAAGCGAUCGUAAUGGAAACUGCUGUUUUAGAAACAACGAAUGAAUUGGUGGAUAACGCGGCCAUGAUUGAGACGCAAAACACCACAGAAAACAGUAUAAUUACAGAACAAACUAUAGUAGAUACACCUACUGUAUUAGAAUCUGUAAGUGAUUUGGAAAAAUUGGAUGUGACAGAAACUACUGAUGCUGUUGAAGCAAGCACUGAUUUGAGUCAGGCUACUAUUACAGAAACUCCGACUAUGGUUCAUCCAGAUGUAGUAGAACUUACUAUGGAUACAGAUAAAGCGAUCGUAAUUGAAACAGCUGUUUUAGAAACAACGAAUGAAUUGGUGGAUAAUGCAGCGAUGAUUGAGACGCAUAAUACCACAGAAAAUAGUAUAAUUACAGAACAGACUAUAUUAGAUACACCUACUGUAUUAAAGUCUGUGAGUGAUUUGGAAAAAUUGGAUGUGACUGAAACUACUGAUGCUGUUGAAGCAAGCACUGAUUUGAAUCAGGCUACUAUUACAGAAACUCCGACUAUGGUUCAUCCAGAUGUCGUAGAAUCUGCUAUGGAAUCUACUAUGGAUACAGAUAUAGUAAUCGUAAUCGAAACAUCUGUUUUAGAAACAACGAAUGAAUUGGUGGAUAACGCGGCCAUGAUUGAGACGAAAAAUACCACAGAAAACAGUAUAAUUACAGAACAAACUAUAGUAGAUACACCUACUGUAUUAGAAUCUGUAAGUGAUUUGGAAAAAUUGGAUGUGACAGAAACUACUGAUGCUGUUGAAGCAAGCACUGAUUUGAGUCAGGCUACUAUUACAGAAACUCCGACUAUGGUUCAUCCAGAUGUAGUAGAACCUACUAUGGAUACAGAUAAAGCGAUUGUAAUUGAAACAGCUGUUUUAGAAACAACGAAUGAAUUGGUGGAUAACGCAGCGAUGAUUGAGACGCAUAAUACCACAGAAAAUAGUAUAAUUACAGAACAGACUAUAUUAGAUACAACUACUGUAUUAGAAUCUGUAACUGAUUUGGAAAAAUUGGAUGUGACUGAAACUACUGAUGCUGUUGAAGCAAGCACUGAUUUGAAUCAGGCUACUAUUACAGAAACUCCGACUAUGGUUCAUCCAGAUGUCGUAGAAUCUACUAUGGAUACAAAUAAAGCGAUCGUAAUGGAAACAGCUGUUUUAGAAACAACGAAUGAAUUGGCGGAUAAUGCUGUGAUGAUUGAGACGCAUAAUACUACAGAAAAUAGUAUAAUUACAGAACAGACUAUAUUAGAUACACCUACUCUAUUAGAAUCUGUAAGUGAUGUGGAAAAAUUGGAUGUGACUGAAACUACUGAUGCUGUUGAAGUAAGCUCCGAUUUGAAUCAGGCUACUAUUACAGGAACUUCAACUAUGGUUCAUCCAGAUGUAGUAGAACCUACUAUGGAAUCUACUAUGGAUACAGAUAUAGUAAUCGUAAUCGAAACAUCUGUUUUAGAAACAACGAAUGAAUUGGUGGAUAACGCGGCCAUGAUUGAGACGCAAAAUACCACAGAAAACAAUAUAAUUACAGAACAGACUAUAGUAGAUAAACCUACUGUAUUAGAAUCUGUAAGUGAUUUGGAAAAAUUGGAUGUGACUGAAACUACUGAUGCUGUUGAAGUAAGCUCUGAUUUGAAUCAGGCUACUAUUACAGGAAUCCCGACUAUGGUUCAUUCAGGUGAAGCAGAAACUACUAUGGAUACAGAUACAGCAAUCAUUAUGGAAACAGCUGUUUUAGAGACAACGAAUAAAUUGGUGGAUAACGUGUCGUUGAUGGAGCCCCAAAAUACCACAGAAAGCAGUAUAAUUACACAAGAGACUAUUGUAGAUACACCUACUGUAAUAGAAUUUGUAAGUGAUUUGGAAAAAUUGGAUAUGACUGAAACUACUAAUACUGUUGAGGCAAGCACUGAAUUGAAUCAGGCUACUGUUACACAAACUCCGACCAUGGUACAUUCACUUGUUGAAGAUAUAAUGAAUGAUGACGAAUUAUCUAUUGUCAAACAAACUGUUAAGGAUUCAAUUCAAGAAACAGUCGAGAAAGCAUUUGAAGUUUCGGAAAUAGCAACAGAUCUUCAUGAAAAAGUUUCAGUUAUCGUAACACCUACUUUGACGGAUAUACCUGCUGAUACCGAACAAGUAUUAACAACCUCAGUUCCCAUUGUACAAUCUCCUAUAGUAACCGACGGAGCUGUUAUGGAGAUUCCAGAUGGCUUGGAAGCAAUCUCUGAUAUGCUAGAAAAUGUAGUGUUAGUCGAACCCCAUAGUGUUACUGAUGAAAAUAUAAAUAUGGAACAGAUUAUAGUUGAAUCCCCCACUAUUUUACAAUCAGUUACUGAUAUGGAAAUAAUUGCUACAUUAGAACAACCUAAUGUGGUAGAAACAUCACUUGAUUUGAUAGAAAAAGUCUCUAUCAAUGAAACUCCUACUGUCUUAGACCCUGUCUUAGACAAUGAAUUGACAAAUGAAAAUAUAUCUGAUAUCAAAGAAUCUGUCACUGAUUUGAUACAAGAAGCUGUUGAGCAAGCAUACCAUAUUAUAGAAACAGCGACGGAUGUACUACAAAAAGCUUCUGAAGAUACACCUGCUCCGGCUGUGAUAGACUCCACAUCUGUUUUGAAAUCUCCUAUGGAGUCGGAGCAUGCUGUUGCACCAGAAACUGUAGAUGUCCUAGAAUCAACCACAAGUCUGUUAGAAAAUGUGAUUCAAGUCGAGCCCCAGACUCUUGUAGCUAGCAACAUAAGCGAAGAGCAAAUUGUAGUUGAACCACCGACUGUGUUACAAUCCACAACUGAUAUAGAAAAAAUAGAUGAUAUAGAAGCAUCUAACGCCACAAUUACGUCCACAGAUAAGUUUGAAAACGUGUCUAUCAUGGAACCACUAUCCAUCUUAGAACUUAUCGAUGAAAAAUCUGUGCUAGAUGAAGCUAUUCUGGAAACGGCAGCAGUCUCAGAAGAGAUGCUUGACAAACAGCAAGCUGACAAUGAGACUCCAAUUAUUGUUAAUGAUACUUUGAAUAUAGAUACUAGUAGCGCGGCUUCGGCGAAACUUACUGAAGAAACAUUAGAAUUAGUAACGAACUCACAACCAAGAACAGAUACUUUGAAAACCGCUGAUUUUCAACAGGAAUUAACUGUGCCGGUUGAAAUCAGUGAAACUCGGUCAGAAGAGGAUAUCCAAAAACCAUUUGAAACGGCCACUCUUGUUCAGCACAUAGACGAGCUAACUUCAGCUUCUAUUGCUGAAACCGUCGAGGUUCUAUCGAAAGUCAUUGACGUCAGUGAACUUAAAGAGUCAAUAGCGGUUGCGAAUGAAUUAAAAGACAGUUUCAUUGAAGUUGAGAAAGUUAAAACAGAAGAAGUUUCAAAAGAACAGGCCAAAUUGGUUGAAAAACUUCAAGGAGCUUUAGAAGCUUUUCAAGCUAUUGUUGUAGAAAAUACUGAGAAUAUUGCUCAAAAUUUGGAUGUAAGCGAAUGGGCCAAAGUAAGCGAAGUUGUUACACAUUUACAAGAUGAUUUGGCUAGAGCAACUAUUACAGAACCAACGACAGAAAUGGCAGGAGAAUCAAUGCACCACCUCGAAAGCUUACUCCAAGAGGUCACCGACAAGAUCGGAACCACGGAGCGAUCUUCAGACGACACAGAAUCAUUACGUGAUAAUCUCGACGAGAUCCAAACCGUUAUCAUUAAGAUGAAGAGAGAUUAUGAUGGUGCAUCGAAUGACACGCUCAAUGAAACUCUAGAGGACUUAGAGUGCAGUGUGAGGAGUGUCCAGCUGCAGAUCACUGAGGACAGUCCACCGGAGCUGUUGCAAGAAGCUUGUGCAACAUUACAAUUGUUGGUUAAUAACAUGAGUGCUACAGAAGAUAUCACAGGUACCGUAGUGAAGGAAGUAAAUACAGAUAGUUUACUAGAAAAAUGUUCCGAUGAAACUGAAGCAACGGUAAAGUUACUAAACAUUGCAAUUGAAAAUAAAGGAGAUUUGUCAAAAAUUGUCGAAAACCUUAAUGUUCUAAGAGAUGUCAUGCAACUUCUCAGACACAAUUUCCUAAAGGACGCAGACACUUUGAUUGACAAAGGCGUUGAAGUCAUACAAAGUUUAGAUCAGGUAGAAGAGAAAGUGUUUGCUUUAGAAAAAAAUAUUGUUGAUAUACCAGAAGCGGUAAAAGAAAGUAUAUUUAAUGCGGUACAUUCUGUAUAUGGCAGUAUCUCUAACAUGAGGAGUACUGUUCAAAGUAUACAGAAGAGAUACAUGCAUGACAACUACGGCAAACCAUCUGAAAGUAUAUUGAAAGCACUAAAGAAUGUACAAACAAAGGACUACAAAAACUUUUCGAAGUCACUUCGAAAAGUUCUGAAUCACUUUGAAGAUAUAAAAUUUUAUAUUAACUUGGAUAAAACUGCAAGAUUACCGAGUGAUGCUGCAUUUACAAAAAUCAUUCUAAGUGAAUUAAAAUUAACUAUAAAUGAAACUGUUAAACCACAUUCCAUAUCAAGUCCAGAGGUUGCUAGAACUUACUUAGCAGCUAUAAAAGGCAUAGAAUCUAAUCUUAAUAAGAUAGAGUCUUUGACUACUUUAGAAGUAAAACAAAAAAUACCAAUUUUUAAAGAAAUAGCAACACUUCUACUUAAAAUGACUGAUGUAAUCGCUAAAUCUUCUGAGAAAGAAGAUAUUGUUUUAGAAGACAGCGCAGAAGUUAAGCCCGAUGUUGAAACUCUCGAAAAAGUUGAAGUGACACAAUCGAAUGAACUAGAAGAUAAUAAAUUGGCUGACACUGUGCAGUUAUUAGAAAGUACUACAGAAGAAUUAAAGGUUAUAGAUCAGCAAAUAGAUCAUUCAGCAAUUAGCAAUGAAGCAGAAAUUGUAGUAAGUGAAACAAUUGACUCCUCGAGUGAAUUAAAAAUGACUGCGGAAUUAGGCGCUGAAGCAAAGACGGAUACUACAACAACAGAUAAAAUUACUACAGAGGAAAGUAUCAGUGAAAGUCUCAAUGAGGUUUUAAAAGACAGCGUACAGGAAGAUACUGCAACUUUGGCAAGUAAAGGCGAAGAAACUCAAAAAGCUGAUCUUUCUGUAAAACUAGAGUACCCUACAAUUGAGCCUCAGCCAAGUACAUCAAAACAGGAACAUAUGGAAUCAGGGUUAUCAAUCGGUAAAGAAGAACCAAGUGAAAAACAAGAACUGGCUGCUAGUUUUGAACCAACUGAAACUAAAACUCAACAAGCCAGUUUCAAGGCGGAUGCAAGCAUAACGCAAGACCAUAUGGAUGAGAUUCCGAAACCAGAAGAUAAGGACAUUAAAGGAGAAUACAAGGCAGAUGUGUUAGAAAAGAAAGGAGAAGAACGAAAAGCAGAACUGGAAAAACCAGCAAUAUCUAAAAAGAUCAAAAACUUAAAGCCAAAGAAAGACGAAGAAACGCAAACAGAUGAUGAAGAAGAGGUAAAUAAAGAAUUAUCCAAGAAAGCCCAAGAGACAAAAAUACAAAAGUCAAAAACAGAUCACGGUGCCGAAAAAGCUCCGUCUGAAAAAGCACCUGAUGCCGAGCUUCAGGUGAGCACCUCAGAAACAGAGGUUUCUAUAAAGAAGGAACUAGAGGAUAGUAAAGAUUUACUUCAAGAACAAAAACCAAUCACAGAAAACCAGGAGGUUGUAGUAAAGCAACAGACCGAACAAGAAGAAAAAGACAAUAAGGUGGGAUUAUCACAAGAAGAACGAUUGACACAGCAAAAAAAUGAAUUUACAGCUCAUGAACAACGAGAAACACAACAGGAUAAGGACAUUGUAGCUCAACAAGAAGUAAAAGAUAGUGAGCUGAAGGAAGUCCUAGAAAAUAAAGCUGAAGAAGGACAAAAAGAGCCUAACCUUAAGGAAGACCAACGAAACAAAGAGUUUGAGCUUAAAACAGAGCAGUUAGAAGAGAUGAAUCAAUCAGCAGAGGUAGUUAAAGAAACUACUUCCAAACAAGAAACAAGAGCCGAUGAUGCUAAACCUAAAGACACGAAAGAUAUGCAAACUGAGGAACAAAAAGUUGAUAAGGCUAACCAUGACAAAAAACAAGAUAGGGCACAAGGAGAAGAAAUACAAAAUGAUUUGAAAUUAAAAGAACACGAAGAGAAAGAGGUUCAGAGCAUGAAAGAACAAGACGAAAAGGAAGCCCAACUCAAGAAAGAACAAGAAGAACAAGAAAGAAAAUUGAAACAAAUAGAAGAAGCGAAAGAGGCUCUGCUUAAGAAACAAGAAGAAGAAAAAGAAGCUAAACUUAAGGCAAAACAAGAAAAAAAAGAAGCUAAGCUAAAAAAAAUACAAGAAGACAAAGAGGCUAAACUUAAAAAAGAACAGGAAGAAAAAGACGCUAAAGUUAAACAAGAACAAGAAGAGACUGAAGUGCGACUUAAACGAGAGCAAGAUGAAAAAGAAGCAAAACUUAGGGCCGAAGAAGAAGAACAAAAGCAGGCCACACUUAAGAAAGAACAAGAGAUAAUGGAUGCUGAAGUUAAACAAGAAGAUAAAGAUGCUCAGCCAACAAAAGAGCAUGGAGAGAACGAAGCGAGCCUUAGAAAAGAGCAAGAAAAUAAAGAAGCUAAACUCAAACAGGAAGAGAGAGAUGAAAAGACUGAAUUACGGGACGAAAAGAUUAAAAUUGAACAAGAAAUUAAUGAAACUUCUAUUCAAAAAGAAAUAGAGGAGAAAAAAGAAAAGCCCCAAAUUGAAGACGAUAUGAAAGAAGAACUCAAGAAAGAACAGGAGGAAAAAGAUUCCGGUGUUAAAUCAGAACAAGAAACAAUUGAAGCUGCUAUCAAAAAAGACAUAAAGGAUCAAAAAGACGAGCUAAAACUAAAAGAAGAAGAAAAAGAGGCUCAGCUCAAACGAGAACAGGUAGAAAAUGCUAAAAUUGAACAAGAAAAGAAUGUGGCUGUUAUCAGGACAGAAAAGGAGGAGCAAGAUGCUGAGCUUAAAAUAGAGGAAGAAAAGAAAGAGGCUAAGCUCAAGAAAGAACAAAAGAAAAAAGAUGAAAAUGUUAAAACCGAAGAAGAUAGUAAACUGAAAAAGGAAUUAGAAGAACAUCAUGCUAAACUUAAAGAAGAUGAAGAAAAAGAAGAAGCUGCUCUUAAGAACGAAGUUAUGAAGAAGGAAAGUCAGCUUGAACAAGUAAAAGAAACACAAGAAUCACCUAAUAAAGAUACACAGGAGAAAAUGUCUGGUCUCAAAGAAGAGCAGAAGACAAAAGAUGAAGAGCAAAAGCAGGUACUAAAGGAAGAGAUUGAGCUUAUCCUCGAAAAGCAGGAUGAUUCUGAGCGUAAAAAAUCACAGGAUGAUACAAAAACCAAGGUUGAGGAUGAAGUACAUAAAGAUACAUUACAUCAAGAAAAACAAGAAGGCAUAGAAAUCAAGUCGGAACAAAAAGAAACAAGUAAAGGAGAAGCUGAACUUCAAAUACAGGAAAAAGAUAAGGAUAUCACACCUGAUACGGAUCAAGAGAACAAAGAUGCUAAACUAAAACAAGAAGAAAGAGAGGCACAGCUCAAGAAAGAUCAGGAGGAAGACGACGCCAAUCAUAGGAUACAAGAAGAAGAAAAACAGGCAAGGCUUAGAAAAGAACAAGAAGAAAAUGAUUUAAAACUAAAGAAAGAACAGGAAGAGAAAGAGGUUCAGAUCAAGAAAGAACAAGAGGAAAGAGAUGCUCAACUCAAAAAAGAACAAGAAGAACAAGAAAUAAAAUUGAAACAAAUACAAGAAGCCAAAGAGGCUCUGCUUAAGAAACAAGAAGAAGAAAAAGAAGUUAAACUUAAGGCAAAACAAGAGAAGAAAGAAGCAAAGCUUAGAAAAAUACAAGAAGACAAAGAAGCUAAGCUUAAAAAGGAAGAAGAGGAAAAAGAUGCUAAACUUAAACAGGAACAGGAAGAGAAAGAAGCUCAGAUAAAGAAAGAACAAGAACUGGAAGCUAAGCUUAAAGCUGAACAAGAAGAAAAAGAGGCAGUCAUUAAAGAAGAGGAACAAAAAGAAGCAAAGCUUAAGAAAGAACAAGAGGAGAAAGAAGCCAAGCUUAAAGCAGAACAAGAAGAAAAAGAGGCGAAGCUUCGGAAAGAACAAGAUGAAAAGGACGCUAAACUUAAGUUGAAGAACGAAAAGAAAGAAGCUUCUCUUAGGAAAGAACAAGAGGAGAAAGAAGCAUCUCUUAAAGCAGAAAAAGAAGAAAAUGAUGCUAAGCUCAAAAAGGAACAAGCGGACAAGGAUGCUAAACUCGAAGCGGAGGAAGAAAAGAAAGAAGCCUCUCUUAAGAAAGAACAAGAGAAGAGUGAAGCUAAGCUUAAAGCUGAAAAAGAAGAAAAUGACGUUAAGCUCAAAAAGGAACAAGCGGAAAAUGAUGCCAAAGUUAAAGUAGAAGAAGAAAAGAAAAAAGCUACUCUUAAGAAAGAACAAGAGGAGAAGGAAGCAAAACAAUCACAGAAAGAGGCUCAGCUCCAAAAAGAAAAGGAGGAAAAUGAUGCUAAACUUAAAUUAGAUCAAGAAUUGAGAGAAGCGAAACUUAAGAAAGAACAAGAAGAAGAAGACGCGAAACUGAAGGCAAAGCAAGAACGGAAGAAAGCUAAGCUUGAAAAAAUACAAAAAGAUAAAGAGGCAAAGCUUAAGAAGGAACAAGAAGAAAAGGAUGCUAAACUUAAGCAAGAACAAGCGGAGAAGGAGGUUCACCUUAAGAGAGAACGAGAUGAAAAGGAAGCUCUACUUAAAUCGGAACAAGAAGAGAAAACAGCAACGACUAAGAAAGAUAAAGAGGAACAAGAUGACAACGUACAAAAAGAACAAAAGGCUAAAGCCAAAAAAGAAAAGAGGGGUUCGGAGGAAAUAGAAGACAAAAAAUCUGUCAAGAAAUCUGAAGCAGAAAAGCUUGAAGAAAAACGCGCGGAAAAGAAACGUGAAAAAAUGGAAGAAGAGCACACAAAAAUAGGUACUAAAACGGUCCAAGAAGAUAUGGAUGAGAGAUCUAAAAUCGGAAAAGAUAAAAUCAAAAGAAAACCGAGUGCUUCCAAAGAUGAUGAAAAACCGAUGCUCUCUGACACAUAUAAGACAAAGGAUGAAAAGUUGAAAAAAGGUGAAAGUGAAAUCGAUAUUGAAAGGAAAAGACGGACUUCAAUUGACAAGGAUAAGGGAGAGAUUAGAACCAGAGACACUCGUCGUGAAAAUGGGGAUAUGUAUAGAGAAUCACAGAGAGAUAAUAUUAGCUCGUACAGAGAGAGGAAAGCAGAGAGUAGGGUUAAAUCAGACUCACAUCAACAAAGGCACGAUGAAAAGCGUACAUUUGUAGACUACAACGCCAAAGACUAUACCUCAGAAACUCACUUACAAUAUCACAGAGACGAUGAGAAACGUAGAUUCGUCGAUCAUAGUUCCAGAGACUACACCUCCGAGUUUGCAAGACCGUCCAACUAUAGAGAAAAAACUUAUGAGCCUGACAAUUUCCAUCUCGACACAGUUGGUAAAGGGAUGACUAUAUACAAAGCGCUAACUUUAGUGUUAGAUGCAGAACUGCGUUCUGGCCCGCUUCCGGAUUUGCGUUCAUCCGUACCCCGUCUUGAUUCUCGAAGGAGCGAACCUACAGAGAGAAGAACAGAUUUCAAACACAGAACGAAAGCGGUCAGUGAAGCGAGAAGCGUUUUGUCAGAAAAACGCUCAAGCAUGCCUCGAGAUGUGAGGAGAAAGCCCGUGUUUUCUACUUAUUUGACUGACAGGACUGCCGUGGAAGGAUCUAGAGUGAAACUGACAUGUAGCGUACUUUCGUCCGCCGAACCUACCAUCACUUGGUACAAAAAUGGCGUGUUGAUUGAUAAUAAACUAAAGUAUAGAACCAAGUUCAUAGAUGGUCUUGUCACGUUGGAAGUUUUGAAUGCAGUACCAGCGGAUUCGGCAGAGUAUAACUGUACGGUGGAAAAUGAAAAUGGAUCCGUCAGUAGUACGGCCACUUUGAAAGUGUAUCCCAGUUUUGAGGCGUCGCCGAUACCGCCGACUUUCACUAGAUCAAUCAGAGACAAGUACCACCUCGCCGAAAACGAGCUAGUUCUCGAGUGCCGCAUCCGCGGUCAGCCGCUCCCCACCAUAACGUGGCUCAAAGACGACCGGCCAAUCACCGACGACCGUUACCAGGCCUACUACCUCGCGGACGGAGUCUGCCGGAUAGCUAUAAGCCGUCCGGUACCGGAGGAUAGCGGGAAAUAUACAUGUAAAGCGGAGAAUUCGGUCUGGUGCGAUCAGAUUACGCAUGUCGUCAGUUUUACUGGUAAAGAGACCCGUCUGAGUCCCAACAUUCAGACGAUCGAGCGUUCCCGCUUCACACGCCAAGCCAUGGAGUCCCGUCGCCCCCACUUCACCAACGUUCUCACCGACUAUAAGGUCACUCGAGGGGGCACUAUAGGCCUCCAAGUCGAAAUCCGUGGAUGCCCAACAAGAGUCGAAUGGCUCAGAGAAGGGAAAUCUGUCACAGAUGUGUACAGAAACGCUAAGACUUAUGUGGAGCAAGGAUUGUACACGCUAGCGUUGUCUGAUGUCACCGAAAAGGAGUCGGGUCUAUAUACCUGCAGGGCGUGGAGUAUGCAUGGGAAUGUGGAUAUGAACGCGGCGAUAACGGUGGUGCAUCCGGAAUUAGAUGGGAAACCGGCUAUCAUUGUCGGGAGACCAGAAAAGGAUGUGCUGAUAUCGGUGGGAGAGGACCUGAAUAUUUCUUUUAGGGUGCAAGGGGAACCGAAGCCUAAAGUUGUCUUCAUGAAAGGCACCCGCGACAUCACCAAUAGCCAACGCGUCUGCAAAAUGACGUCCGACGAUUACGUCAAGUUCACCGUCAAGAGGUCUGUCGUGUCCGACGCUGGCACGUACUGUAUAUUCGCGAGGAACGCGUACGGGUGUGAUCGCGCCUUCGUCACAGUUGUGGUGCGACAGAGAGCGUCGUCAGAGAACCUGAUUUCGGACUGGACAUAUCCGUUGGAUGACUCCGCCAUUUCUUACGGCAGUCGGAAUUAUGACACCGUGCCGCGGAUACCGAGCGAGCCCAGUGUCGUGGACGGUGGAAACAACUGGGUGUCGCUAGCCUGGCCGAAACCCGACACGACCACCCCUGUCCUUGCUUAUAAAGUUGAGAGCUGGCUGCUUGGCAAAGAAGGAGGCGCGCGCUGGACUGAGCUGGGAAUAACCCCAAGGAAUUGCUUCGAUGUGUUUAAUUUAAAGCAAGGGGAGCAGUAUCACUUCAGAGUGACCUUGAGGAACCGCUACGGCUGGGGUGAAUCCGUUCAAACCUCAACACCCAUAGGCGUCGGUCUGACCGGCGACCGUCCCGAGUUCGUCGACAUACUCCCAGGCCAACUGAAGGUCCUCAUUGGAACGACGGCAAACUUGAGUUGUAGCGUGAAAGGCAAGCCCGUACCUGAGGUUGUUUGGAUGAGGAAUGGUCAGGAGAUCGAAGACGAGCGAAUGAAGGCCUCCUUCAACGGGUACGAGUGUAGCCUGGUGAUCAGUGACAUCAGAGGGGAGGAUGAGGCCAGGUACAGCUGUGAGGCGAGCAACGAGCACGGGCGGUCGUCGACGUACGCUCGGCUGUCGGUCGUUACGGAUAAACUGUUGUGGGAAGCUGAUGCGAAACUGAAAAGAGAGCGCUCCUCCGACGUAUCAGGCGACUAUCCUCCCCAGUUCACGAUGCGGCUCCGUGACCGGCGCGUGCAGGCGACGUAUCCGGUCCGACUCACGUGUCAGGUCGUCGGGUGUCCGACGCCGAGCGUCACCUGGUAUAAGGACGGCGAGGAGGUGUAUAAAGACAAUCGCCAUACGCACUUCAAAGAUGAGCUAUUCCACACACUAGAAAUCGCGCCGUGCACGCUAGAGGACGGCGGCGUGUAUUCGUGCACGGCGCGGAACUCAAGCGGCGCGGUGUCGUGCCGGUGCAGUCUCGUGGUCGAUAAGGGGAUCCGCGCGUACGUGGCGCCCGAGUUGUGCUGCGGGUUGGAGCCGCUUUACAGGCUCCGGGAAGGGGAUGAACUCCGAAUAACAGCCGUAGUAGAAGCCUACCCAUCAGUCGGCGUGACGUGGUACCGCGACGGCAUCCGUCUCCGUCCCUCCCGCCGGGCCGUCAUGACGCUAGACAGAGACGGACAGAUAGAGCUUGCUCUGGCGUCGGUGACGGCGCGGGACGCGGGGGUCUACACGUGCACAGCGGCCAAUGAGGUUGGGAGUGCGUCCACGUCUGGAAAGGUGGAGGUUAUAGAGGGACCAGUCGUCGAGAAGAGGGCACCGCCGACAUUGGUGGGUCCUGACGUUCCGUAUUCCAAAGAGCCCAUGUUCAUCCGAAAGCCUCGGUCCAGCGAGGCCUACGAGGGCGACACUGUCAUCAUAGAGUGCGAGGUCACGGGUGACCCCAAACCUGACGUCUACUGGUUGCGAGACUUCCUCAAGCCGGAUUACUACCGCGACGCGAGCCACUUUAAACGAGUGGGCGCCGGCCCAGAAUACAGAUUUGAGAUCCCACACGCCAAACUAGACUACACUGGCGCCUAUUCUGUCGUCGCUAGGAAUGUCCACGGGGAAGCUAAGGCUAUUAUUUCUCUGCAAAUCUUGGCUAAAGAUCUCACGUCAGGGGAUGAUUCUCACAAUAUCAGAUACGGCCGGGUGGACGUCAUACCCCGCUUCGAGCGUAACCUCAACGAUCUGUUGAGCUAUGAUGGUGAUGCUGUUGAGUUCGAGUGUCGAGUUAGCGGGCAUCCAGAGCCUGACAUCAGAUGGUACCACUACGCUGAGUUGAUCCGCGACUGUCCAUACCUGGAGUGCACGUUCGAGUCCGGCGCCGCCAGGCUGAAGAUUCACCAGGUUACGGCGGAUGACGAAGGCACGUACACCUGCGAGGCCUACAAUAAUCUUGGCAAGGCCUCCACCAGCGCUUGCCUGGUCGUGUACCCGCCCGGCGAGCCGAACACGCUUUCAGCGCGCCUGCGCCGGCCGAUCUCCGCAGCUUCCACCCCCCGCUCCACGCCCCGCUCCACCCCCGCGCGCUCCCUCUCGAGGACCACUACCCCCGCACCGGACAUGAAGCGCCUAUUCAGCCCGUCGCGCCAAACGGCGCCCAGUUUCUACACAUACCCCUUCAACAAGGUGGUCGAAGAGGGUGAAACGGUCGUCUUCCAGUGCGCCGUCAGAGGUCUUCCCUCCCCCUGGGCCACGUGGGACAAGGACGGCGUUAUAGUCACCCCCUCCUCUCGCAUCACCAUCAAAGAGAAAGAGGAGAUAAGGAAGCUUGAAAUCGAACAUGUGACUAUUGAAGACGUGGGUUUAUACAGAAUCAGUAUUGAGAAUGACUACGGUAGAGCGGAAGGCACAGCGAGGUUAGAAGUUAUAACGCAAAAGGGGAAAUUCCAUGCUGGUGUAAGGGCGUACAGCGCGUCGCCGCGACGCUCGGCGCCCUACAGGAAGCGAAGCACAUCUAUAUCGAAAGACUGAGAUCGGAAUUGAAACGGAGCUGCGAGUGUUUUUUUUUUUUUCAAUUAUUUAUCUGUGUAUUUUACUUCUAAUUGACUUUUCGCACGGCCAGUCACAAGACCUCGAGAUUCAAGCAUGUUAUUAGAUAGUGAACUCUGUUUACUGGUAAAUAAGGUUGAUUUUUAUUUGUUACUGGUUUUUUAU
Molecule: messenger RNA, 29522 nt
Organism: Cydia amplana
Lineage: Eukaryota; Metazoa; Arthropoda; Insecta; Lepidoptera; Tortricidae
Product: titin homolog
Exons: 38
Coding region: 9-29339 (9776 amino acids)
Biological process (GO): homophilic cell-cell adhesion; synapse organization
Cellular component (GO): axon; neuronal cell body; plasma membrane
Molecular function (GO): protein binding; axon guidance receptor activity
Source: RefSeq, a predicted model, not a curated record